GAGCCGUUCUACCUGUUCCACCUGCUCUCCUUCCUCCCGGCCCUCCCUUUGGGUGUCAGCUGAGGAGCAAUCAGGAGCCCUGCUUCUUCUCUUUCGGGCCGUCUUCAGAUAGGAGCCGCUCGUACCCUCGGAUAAGGAACAGGGAUUGUUCUCUUUGAAUUUUUUUUAUGGUCAUACAAAACCAGAGUAGAAGGUUUUGCUUUCUGUUUCUGCGUCAAACGCUCCUGUAAAAAGUGGCUCCUGGAUAUUUAAAAGGUGGAAGAGUGACUUAUCGCCUCUGAAUGCAGCAUGGGCUCAGAUGACUCCUAUAACUUUGUCUUUAAAGUGGUUUUGAUAGGGGAGUCCGGUGUGGGGAAGAGCAACCUGCUGUCCCGCUUCACCAAGAACGAGUUCCAGCAUGACAGCCGCACCACCAUCGGCGUGGAGUUCAGUACGCGGACCGUUCAGCUGAACAACUUCACCAUCAAGGCCCAGAUCUGGGACACAGCUGGGCUGGAGCGCUACAGGGCUAUCACCUCAGCGUAUUACAGAGGAGCAGUCGGAGCCCUGUUGGUGUACGACAUCAGCAAACACCUGACCUACGAGAGUGCCGAGCGGUGGCUGAAGGAGCUGUAUGAUCACGCAGACCCUCACAUUGUGGUCAUGCUGGUGGGAAACAAGAAAGACCUGGAGAGCCUCAGGACCGUCCCCACCGAGGAGGCCAAAGACUUCGCAGACAAGAAAGGCAUCAUGUUCAUGGAGACGUCAGCGUUGGACUCCACGAACGUAGAAGCCGCCUUCAACGAUGUCCUCACGGCGAUCCAGAAAAAGGUGGCCAGCAGAGAGGUGACGCGCGGCUCCAUCAGCGCCGUGACCCUGUCCAGCCCCCUGGGACAGACGGGCGAUUCUCAGGGGGAGCGGAAAGGCUGCUGCGGCAACUCCUAAUGGACUGACUGCCGCCCUCAGACAGAUUUGUGUUGAGCCAACAGCAUGCUUGACUGAAGCUAAAGCCCUCAGCCUCUCUUUCAGGUCUGAUAAGUGAGGCAGCGCAGUCUGUCACAAACCUUUUUUUUAACAUGGAAACUGUACAGUUUGUUGGUCAUCGAUUUAGUGCUUAGAUAUCGAGUGAAUCUAAAUUUUAUACGUAAUAGUUCUUCUGCUGGCUGGUGGGAUUUUUUUUUUCUUAUUUUUUUUUACUUUAGAUAGCUGUAUUUCUCUUUCUCUUUGUGUUUUAAGAGAUGCUUU
Molecule: messenger RNA, 1224 nt
Organism: Fundulus heteroclitus (mummichog)
Lineage: Eukaryota; Metazoa; Chordata; Actinopteri; Cyprinodontiformes; Fundulidae
Product: ras-related protein Rab-25
Exons: 5
Coding region: 289-924 (211 amino acids)
Biological process (GO): exocytosis
Cellular component (GO): recycling endosome
Molecular function (GO): GTP binding; GTPase activity
Source: RefSeq, a predicted model, not a curated record